CGUUUGUUUCGUUUCGUUUCGUUCUGUUCUGAUUCGUUUGGUCUUGUAUCGUCCUUCGAUUCUGGGAGAGGCGCACAUAAACACAAGUACACAGUACACACCAUCGAACUAAACAUGCUCAAGAUGGCCUCGCGAACCACCGUUCUCUCAUUGGGUGUCCUCCUUCUCUCAGCGCACACCGCAAGAGCAGCGACACAUGCGGAGGAUGUCACCUUCCUGGCGUACGAAGAGAGCUAUGGCUACCAGACCGAGACUGCACCUUCACCCUCACCGGAACCAGCAACAACACUAAACGGUGGCUACGGGUACGGGCAAGAAGUCUCCACCUCAGCAGACUCUACAGCCACACUCCCGCCGAUAACAACACCCACACCGUACGCACCGUCCUCCUCACCAACCUGCUCGAACAGCACCACAACAGUCACAAUCCCCUGGUCGACUUCCACACCCUCAACCUUGCACACCUGCCACAACACAACGGUAACAUCCACAAUCUACCCCUCAAUUUCUUCACCGAGCGCCUCGCCCUCCCGCAACUGCUCCAAGACUACCACAACAGUCACAAUCCCCUGGCCCGGCACCGGCACCGGGUACCUCCCCAGCGGCACGGGCUACGCUGGGGGCAAUGGCGGAUGGAAUGGCACAACUACGUACUUCGCGCCCACGCAGGGCACGAAUCCGCCGCCUUCCCCAACGCCCGAGCCGCCAGUGAAUUCAACGUCCAACUUUGAGCUACCGGAGACAUCGUCUGAGCUCGUCCAGUCGAGCAGCGCGGUCGAGUACGGAGGGGAUACGCCGACGCCUACACCCACUCCGGAGCCAGCGCCACAGCCGGAACCGCAACCGAGUGGGAACACACCGCCUGCGCCGCCGGCGAGUUCGACGGGGCCUGAAGAGCCGCUGUUUACGGGCGGGGCGGCGAGGGCUGGAAGUGGAGUGGCUCUUGCGGUGGCUGUGGGAGCGCUAGUGGCGUGGCUGUAAGAUCUGGCUGGGGAGAGCAGCUUUCUUUUGUUCCUUGCAUCGGCGGCGUUUAGCAUAUACCCUUCUUCUUAGCAUUGGUGGCGGAUUAGCAUAGAUUUGCAAGAGCGAGGUCGGGUGUUGUUUUGAUAAGAUUCAGGAGACGAUUGAGCCAACCCAAGGAGGUGGACUGUUCAUCAGUAGAUAUCAGUCAAUCGAAAGAAUACAUGCAA
Paraphaeosphaeria sporulosa is the source of this 1190-nucleotide messenger RNA. RefSeq lists its product as uncharacterized. The transcript has a single exon. The record is from RefSeq and is a predicted model, not a curated record. The coding region runs from base 115 to 981 and encodes 288 amino acids. Lineage: Eukaryota; Fungi; Ascomycota; Dothideomycetes; Pleosporales; Didymosphaeriaceae.